This is a messenger RNA of Corylus avellana, 596 nucleotides long. Lineage: Eukaryota; Viridiplantae; Streptophyta; Magnoliopsida; Fagales; Betulaceae. The record is from RefSeq and is a predicted model, not a curated record.
AUGAAUGCAAUAAGAUUGAAAGGAUUCAACCAUCUAAGAGCCGUUGUGACGAUGAUGAUGACGAUGAUGAUGAUGAUGAUGGUGGUGAUUGCAACUUGGAAUCCAGUUGUUUUUGAGAAUAUGACAACAACAAAAAAGACACUGCUCUGCACAUAUAAAUUUUUGCAUUUUGUUAACCAUACUGCAACUAAAGCUCAUGCUCCUAGUGAAGUGGCAGCCGUGAGGAGUCCUAGUACUGCAGUAGCUGAAGCUCCUGCUCCUAGUGAAGUGGCAGCCGUGAAGAACAAGGCUGCUGCUGCAAUUGAUAAAGAUGUUGCUGCAAUUGAUGAAGAUGAAGCUGAGAAGAAUUCUACUACUACAGAUCAAGACGAGGAGGAGUGAAGCUGUAGAACACUUAUCCAAGAUAAAGUGCAAAGAAAGAGAAGUUGGAUUCAAACCAACUUCUUAUUCUAAGAUUGAAGUAGAAAAUCUUAAAGUUAUUAAUGUUAGAUAGCAUUAUGUAUUCAAUCUCUAGUUUCCAGCUUGUAAUUAAAGUCAUUUGUAAUUACUUAGAACACCUCAUGUAUAGUUCAAAUAGGUUUCUUCCUUCGUAAUUU